Molecule: messenger RNA, 783 nt
Organism: Psylliodes chrysocephalus
Lineage: Eukaryota; Metazoa; Arthropoda; Insecta; Coleoptera; Chrysomelidae
Source: the annotation of a GenBank genome assembly
AUGGGAGAAAAUAAACAAUGUGAUUACUAUUUAGAUUACUAUUUAGAUUACUAUUUAGAUUACUAUUUAGAUUACUAUUUAGAUUACUAUUUAGAUUACUAUUUAGAUUACUAUUUAGAUUACUAUUUAGAUUACUAUUUAGAUUACUAUUUAGAUUACUAUUUAGAUUACUAUUUAGAUUACUAUUUAGAUUACUAUUUAGAUUACUAUUUAGAUUACUAUUUAGAUUACUAUUUAGAUUACUAUUUAGAUUACUAUUUAGAUUACUAUUUAGAUUACUAUUUAGAUUACUAUUUAGAUUACUAUUUAGAUUACUAUUUAGAUUACUAUUUAGAUUACUAUUUAGAUUACUAUUUAGAUUACUAUUUAGAUUACUAUUUAGAUUACUAUUUAGAUUACUAUUUAGAUUACUAUUUAGAUUACUAUUUAGAUUACUAUUUAGAUUACUAUUUAGAUUACUAUUUAGAUUACUAUUUAGAUUACUAUUUAGAUUACUAUUUAGAUUACUAUUUAGAUUACUAUUUAGAUUACUAUUUAGAUUACUAUUUAGAUUACUAUUUAGAUUACUAUUUAGAUUACUAUUUAGAUUACUAUUUAGAUUACUAUUUAGAUUACUAUUUAGAUUACUAUUUAGAUUACUAUUUAGAUUACUAUUUAGAUUACUAUUUAGAUUAUUAUUUAGAUUACUAUUUAGAUUACUAUUUAGAUCACUAUUUAGAUCACUAUUUAGAUCACUAUUUAGAUCACUACUUAGAUCACUAUUUAGAUCACUAUUUAGAUUAG